This is a messenger RNA of Carassius auratus (goldfish), 2128 nucleotides long. Its product is annotated as cartilage acidic protein 1-like. The coding region runs from base 50 to 1999 and encodes 649 amino acids. Gene Ontology annotation, molecular function: calcium ion binding. Lineage: Eukaryota; Metazoa; Chordata; Actinopteri; Cypriniformes; Cyprinidae. The transcript is spliced from 15 exons. Gene Ontology annotation, biological process: axonal fasciculation. The record is from RefSeq and is a predicted model, not a curated record.
UAAAAUCACUAAGAGACAUACUCAAGGUCCACAGGGAAUCUCUUAAUCUAUGAGGAGGGAAGUCAUUUAUGAAAGGCGCUGGACUUUCAUUAAUGUGACAAUGUCAGUGUGGAUAUUACUGCUCACUGUGGGACUGUCCUGGGGUCAACGAACUGAACCCAUGUUUGCCUCAGUAACUCAGAGUGUUUUCCCGCCGGACUAUGAGAAUAACCCUACGCAGCUCAACUACGGUGUUGCUGUCACUGAUGUGGAUGGAGACGGAGAUCUGGAGAUGUUUGUGACAGGCUACAAUGGCCCAAAUCUGGUGCUGAAGUAUGACAAGUUUAAGAAGAGGCUUGUUAACAUUGCGGUUGACAACCGCAGUUCUCCAUAUUAUGCACUCAGAGAUCGACAGGGCAAUGCCAUCGGAGUGACAGCAUGUGACAUAGAUGGUGAUGGCAGAGAGGAAAUUUACGUCCUUAACACUAAUAACGCCUUCUCAGGCAGAGCAACGUACACUGACAAGCUCUUUAAGUUUCGUAAUGGGCGGUUUGAGGAUCUCCUGAACGAUGACGUAAAUGAACAUAGAGACGUUGCCAAUCGCUUGGCUGGCCGGUCAGUCGCAUGUGUGGACAGAAAGGGAACUGGCCGUUAUUCCAUCUACAUUGCCAAUUAUGCCAGCGGAACUGUAGGUCCACAUGCUCUGAUUGAAAUAGAUGAAAGCUCAAGUGACCCUUCCAAAGGAAUCAUUGCACUGUCAAAUGUGGCUGAGCAGGCCGGAGUCAACAAGUUCACAGGGGGACGGGGGGUCGUGGUCGGUCCCAUCCUCAGUCAGACCCUACCUGAUAUUUUCUGUGACAAUGAGUACAGCCCCAACUUCCUGUUUCGCAACAACGGAGACGGUACAUUUACAGAUGUGGCAGCACAAGUGGGGGUUGAUGACCCCAUGCAGCAUGGCCGUGGUGUGACGUUAGCAGAUUUUAAUCGGGAUGGGAAGACUGACAUUGUCUAUGGAAACUGGAAUGGGCCGCAUCGUCUGUUUCUCCAACUUGGCAAUAAUCGCAAGCAAAGGUUUAAGGACAUCGCCACACAGAAGUUUUCCAUGCCAUCUCCUGUUCGUACCGUCAUCGCAGCCGACUUUGAUAAUGACAAUGAACUGGAGGUUUUUUUCAAUAACAUUGCCUACAGAGGACCAUCAGCCAACAGACUAUUCAGAGUUUCUCGGAGAGAACACGGGGAUCCACAGAUCGAGGAGCUGAACAUCGGGGAGGCCGCCGAACCAGAGGGACGGGGAACCGGAGCAGCUGUGACUGAUUUUGAUGGAGAUGGACAGCUGGAUCUUCUGGUGACGCACGGGGAAAGUGCAGCUCAGCCCAUCUCAGUGUAUCGAGUCACUCAGGGCUCAUCUAAUAAAUGGCUGCGUGUGAUUCCACGCACACAGUUUGGGGCUUUUGCUCGUGGGGCAAAGGUGAUAGUCUACACCAAGCGAAACGGCCCUCAUAUGCGCAUUAUAGAUGGAGGAUCAGGGUACUUGUGCGAGAUGGAGCCAGUGGCUCACUUUGGACUCGGGAAAGAUGUGGCCACCAGUGUGGAAGUGUUCUGGCCAGAUGGACGUUCUGUGGCGAGAGCUCUGGAGCCCAGCGAGAUGAACAAAGUGAUGGAGAUCUAUUACCCUGAGAAUGAGGAAGAGGCGACCCAAGUGGUGGAGAUCGAGUGUGGACCAGGAUUUGAGGUCAAUGAAAAUGGCCGUUGCACUGACCAAGAUGAGUGCACACAGUUCCCAUCUGUCUGUCCUUCUGAGCGACCCGUCUGCACCAACACCUACGGGAGCUUCAAGUGCCGUGCAAACAAGAGAUGUAACCAGGGAUACGAGCCUAAUGAUGAAGGGACAGCAUGUGUAGCCCAGGUUGCUUAUUUUGGAGGAAACAGAUCCUCUGCCUCCAAGCUCUUGGCUUCCCAUCUUUCCCAGCUUCUCGUACUAACUCUUCUCGCUGUCUUUACUGCUUGCUUGGGGGCAUGAAUGGCAGUGCCUCCCCUUUCCUGACAUCUCUUCCACCCUGCUUGGUCUCCGAUUCUCUGCUUUCCUUUUUCGUUCGUUUGGGAGUCAGCUGUAAAAUGAACUCUCCAUGGAUCUGUCGCUCUUGCAAUG